GUCUGACAUUUUCUACAAGUUUCUUUUCGGGUCGUUGCAUCGUUAUUACCAGUCUACUCUUCGCCUUCGUCAUCUAUCAAUUCUACUCGGCCAGCAUUGUGGGUACACUAUUGAUGGAGAAACCGAAAACGAUACGAACAUUGCGUGAUUUAAUACACAGCUCAUUGGCAGUCGGUGUGGAGGAUAUAGCAUAUAAUCGUGAUUAUUUUUUGCGCACUAAGGACCCUAUCGCCAUUGAGUUAUAUGCCAAGAAAGUAACUAGCGUGCCGACGGAUAGUGAAACGCCGUCCGAAACGACAGCUGACAAUGCCACCGCCUUAGCCACGCUCCAACCGAAUGUUGAGCUCACCGAUGCGGAGAAGGCCAAGGCAUACAGAGACAUCUUACACAGCCAUGAGACCGGUGCGCACGCCAAGACAAACGUGGCGUCCAACUGGUAUGAUCCGGAGUAUGGUGUUAAAAGGAUACGCAGAGGCACUUCUAUUUCGGAAUGCCAAGGGGAAUUUAUCGUAUAUACAUAUAUAUCUACACAUUUUGGCUUAAUUUUUCCGCAUGCUAAUUCGGUUUUCUGCUAUGAGCCAAGACAUGCUGCAACUUCUAUUUGGUGUAUAUCUGAAUAGAUGUGUGUACAUGUGUAUCUAUGUGUGUCU
Bactrocera tryoni is the source of this 650-nucleotide messenger RNA. RefSeq lists its product as uncharacterized. The transcript has 3 exons. The record is from RefSeq and is a predicted model, not a curated record. The annotation marks the transcript as partial. NCBI's taxonomy places the organism in Eukaryota, Metazoa, Arthropoda, Insecta, Diptera, Tephritidae.